AAAAAAGAAAAAAAAAAAAGUUCCCCUAACAUGCAUGCUCUUUUUCCUGUACCUGUAUCAAAUAUCGACUUGAACGUCUUCCCCACCACCGUCAACCCCGCACUGGGCGAAUAGUUUUCUGCGACCUUGGCAAAAGAUUCCCAUCAUCCUACCCGUCUCCAUUGUUAGCUGCGUCACAUCAAAAACACACCAUAAAUAAUGGCAACAAUAAAAGCAUCAGUCCUUCACGGGCCAAAAGAUCUGCGCAUUGAAGAGCGCACGAUCCCGGCGCCGGCCGCGGGCGAGGUGCAGGUCUCGAUCCGGGCGACUGGAAUCUGCGGCUCUGACAUGCACUACUACGUGCACGGGGCCAACGGCGACUUUAAAGUGCGCGAGCCGUUGUCUCUGGGCCACGAGUCGGCCGGCAUCGUCGAGGCCGUUGGUCCCGACGUCACGGACCUCAAGGUCGGCGACCGCGUGGCCGUCGAGGUCGGCAUCGCAUGCGACGACUGCAGCCUCUGCAGAUCCGGGAGGUACAACCUCUGCAAGGGCAUGAAGUUCCGGUCUAGCGCAAAGAUCUUCCCCCACUUCCAGGGCACGCUGCAGGACCGCAUCAACCACCCCGCCCGUCUGACCUACAAGCUCCCCGACUCGGCCUCCCUGGCCGAGGGAGCCCUGCUGGAGCCGCUGGGCGUCGCCAUCCACGGGGUCAGGCGCGCCGGCGAGCAAAAGGACAAGACGGCGCUGGUCAUCGGCGCCGGAGCCGUCGGUCUGCUGACGGCCGCGGUGCUGCGCGUGGAAGGCAUCAAAUCCAUCGCCAUCGCGGAUAUCGUGCCCGAGCGCGUGCAGUUUGCCGUCGCCAACGGCUUCGCCGACAAGGCGGUCGUGGUCCCGAGCAAGCGCCUGCCUCCGACGGCCACCGCCGACGAGAAGCUUGCCCUGGCGCGCGAGACGGCCACGCUGCUGAGCGGAGAGGGCAACGGCGGAGAGGAGUACGACACUACCUUUGAGUGCACGGGCGUCGAGUCGUGCGUGCAGGCGGCCAUCUACGCCACCGGGCCCGGCGGCCGCGUCAUGAUGAUCGGCAUGGGCACGCCCGUGCAGACGGUGCCGAUGGGUGCGGCGGCCCUGCGUGAAGUUGAUUUGCUGGGCGUGUUUCGGUACGCGAAUGCCUACCCGCGCGGCAUCGAGCUUUUGGCGGGCAGGGGAAGCAACGGCAUGCCGGAUAUCGGACUGUUGGCUACGCAAAACGUCAAGGGGUUGGAGAGGGCGGAGGAUGCUUUUGCCAUUGCGGCAAAGCCGGUAGAUGCGGAUGGAAAGCUGGUGUUGAAGGUGAUUAUCGAGACUUGAUUGUCUGGAGUAGAUCAGGGUAGAUAAAAAUAAUUGGUUGAU
This is a messenger RNA of Pyricularia grisea, 1371 nucleotides long. RefSeq lists its product as uncharacterized. Bases 199 to 1329 code for a protein of 376 amino acids. Gene Ontology annotation, molecular function: zinc ion binding; L-iditol 2-dehydrogenase (NAD+) activity. The transcript has 2 exons. Gene Ontology annotation, biological process: D-sorbitol catabolic process. The record is from RefSeq and is a predicted model, not a curated record. Lineage: Eukaryota; Fungi; Ascomycota; Sordariomycetes; Magnaporthales; Pyriculariaceae.